AUGUCGAAAUUGAAAAAGGUGGGAUUUGAGUAUUCGAGAAUCAUAGAAUCAUCCUCAUCUACAACAUCACUUGAAGUCACUUUAUUCCCAAAUCUGAAAGAACUGGUGUUCUUCAACCUACCGGAGUGGGAGGGAGUGCCAGCUGGGUUGAGUGAAGAUCAGGAGGAGGAGGAGGAUUCUCUUGCAAGUAUUAAGGUAAUGCCGUGCCUUUCUACUUUAGAAAUUGUAAGGUGUAACAAGCUAAAGACACUGCCAGACUGCCUUCGGAGGACACCGCUCAAGAAUUUGAUCAUAUAUGGAAUUGAGAUUCUCUCGCAAAGUUGCAAAAACAGAGGGGGCAUGGAGUGGCCCAAGAUUUCUCAUAUCCCAAACAUUAAAAUUGAUAAUAAGUUGGUACAAAAAGACGGAGCCUGGAUCCAACAACAACAACAACAGCAAGUAGAUUGA
Molecule: messenger RNA, 447 nt
Organism: Rosa rugosa (rugosa rose)
Lineage: Eukaryota; Viridiplantae; Streptophyta; Magnoliopsida; Rosales; Rosaceae
Product: putative disease resistance protein RGA3
Exons: 1
Coding region: 1-447 (148 amino acids)
Source: RefSeq, a predicted model, not a curated record